AUGGUCAGACUCAAUCCACUCGACUAUAGGAUCGCCUUGAUCGCAGUCCUCGAGAUCGAGGCUCAGGCUGCCCUGCAUAUGCUCGACCACAGGCACGACGGCGAAUUCUCUCUCGAUCGUGGUGACGAUUAUGUCUUCCAUGCUGGCGAUAUCAAUGGUCGAAAUGUCAUUAUCGCGACAUUCCCAGCUGGCCAAAAUUACGGGACCGGAUCUGCAGCAGCUCUUGCGAGUCAAACAAAGAGUUACUUCCGCAACCUAUGGUUUGGCCUGCUUGUUGGCGUCGCUGCGGGUCUUCCGAACCACUCGAGAAACCCGCCCGUUGAUAUUCGCCUUGGCGAUGUCCUCGUUGCGCUGCCCAAAGGUGACAGUGCCGGAUUGGUAUCGUACGACUUGGGCAAAACGACAGAGGCCGGGUUCGAGCUACUUGACGGAGGUCGCGUACUUGCCAAAACAGAGCAGGUUAUCAGGUCUGCUAUUGGUGCAAUCAAGAUCAAUGCGCCGAAUGAUAGCAGGCUCUUUCUUCCUUUCUACGAAGCUAUGCAAGACGAAGAGCAUUCCUUUGAAUUCUCAAAGGAUCAAACUUUUCGCGAUCCUGGACAAGACGAAGACAAACUCUACAGCAUUGGUCAAGACGGCACUGGUCAUGAAGUGCACCGGGCGAAGCGCCCCGAUAGCAAGCGCACUCGCGUCUGGUACGGACCGAUAGGCUCCGGAGACAAGCUCAUGAAGAAUUCUCGCGAGCGCGAUCGUCUGAGAGACCAGUACGGUAUCAUUGGCUUGGAGAUGGAGGCUGCCGGUAUAUUGUCCAGCCUGCCUGUGGGUGUUAUUCGAGGUGUGUGUGACUAUGGCGACAGCCACAAGAAUAAGCAGUGGCAACCAUACGCGGCAGCCAUGGCAGCUUGCUACGCCAAAGCAAUCCUGAUGAAGAUUGGGCAAGGGGAAGAGGCACCAUUAGCCGCUGGUCAGUCUGUCCAAUAA
This is a messenger RNA of Pestalotiopsis fici W106-1, 978 nucleotides long. RefSeq lists its product as uncharacterized. The coding region runs from base 1 to 978 and encodes 325 amino acids. Lineage: Eukaryota; Fungi; Ascomycota; Sordariomycetes; Amphisphaeriales; Sporocadaceae. The record is from RefSeq and is a predicted model, not a curated record. Gene Ontology annotation, molecular function: catalytic activity. The transcript has a single exon. Gene Ontology annotation, biological process: nucleoside metabolic process.